CGUUCUGUGGUUGCGCAGCGCAGAAUGGGCGGGCCUUUUUGCGUUCCGACUGCGCCGCCGCAUGCGGUGUGCCGAGGAGGCGGCGCUGUGUGGUGAACUCGUUUACGAACUGGUGGGAUUCGGGCCUCUAGCAGCCUAGCGUCAUUGAGGUGGGAAGAAUGUUUCUAGAUCUGUCGCGGUGUCUGGGGGUAGGAGACCAAAUACCUAGAUUAGAGUGAUUUUCAACCUGUUAUUACUUCAGGGAGGAAUGAGAGAAAUUGAAAUAAUAAAUGCUUAGGUUGCAAUAUUGCCUUUCGUAAACGCUUUGGGGACUUGAGGGUAGAAGCGAAAAAUCUGCAAUCUACUUUGAUCCCUUUUACAUCCGCUUUUAUUGUUUUUGUUAUUUUAUUUUUUUUAUUACUUUAUUAAACUUUAAUCCUAAAUCCAUGGCCAGCCAUUGAUUUUUAAAUUGAAGAAAGGUUAAUACGUGAGAGUACCUUUUCCCAAGAGGAGUAUGGAAGGGCGACCAGAGGCUGACGUUGACGGGUGACAAGUCCCUCCUAGGCCACCGUACGGGGAGGUCUAGCGGACACGUGCUCGAGUCUCGCGCCGCGCCUCCCUCUGUCUGGGAGCGCACGCCACGGUCCCCAUGCUUCCCCAGAGCUUGUCGCGCCGGCUGCUGCUCCAGUUGCGGCGCAGGGCCGCGCCUCUUGCCGCGCGCCAUGGCUCCCCGGCGCUGUGGCUCUCCCCGGGCCUUCCGGCCGCCUCUGCCUUCUCCCCGGUGCGCCUGCAGCAAAGCCAGGAAGCGAGGGGAGGACGAGGGGCGCUGGCCGUGGGCACGAUGGUGGACCCCCGCCGGCUGGAGGAGAGCUUCGUGUUCCCGGAGUACGUCCCCGAGCCGGAGCUCGAACCGUCAGUGUCGGCGGAGCUGCAGCGGAGGCAGGAGGAGGAGGAGCGGGAGCAGCUGCUGCGGGACGAGCGGCGGCUGGCGCAGCAGCAGAGGAAGACCCGCGAGAAGAGGCAGCACCCGCUGGUUGGGAGCCCCGACCCCACGGUGCCGGCCAGCGGCGUGAACUGUUCCGGCUGCGGGGCGGAGCUGCACUGCCAGGACCCUUUCUUGCCGGGCUACCUGCCCAGCGAGAAAUACCGCAGCCUGGAGGCGCAGCCCGAGGCGGGCGGGCUGGCCCGGGCCGUGUGUCAGCGCUGCUGGCUCCUGCUGCACCACCAGCGGGCCCUGCGGGUGCGGGUGAACCGGGAGCAGUACCGAGAGCUGGUGCACGCCGCGCUCCGGCGCCCGGGGCCGGCCCUCGUGCUCUACCUAGUGGACGUGCUCGACCUGCCGGACCCCCUGCUGCCGGACUUGCCGGACCUGCUCGGGCCCAGGCAGCUGGUGGUGCUGGGCAACAAGGUGGACCUGCUGCCCGGGGACUCCCCUGGCUACCUGGGGAGGCUCCGGGAGCGCCUGUGGGACGAAUGCGCCAGAGCAGGUCUCCAGCCGGCGCCCAGAAAGGCAAAGAGGAGGUCGGCCGGAGCUGGGGCCGGGGCCCAGGAGGGGGUCCCGGAGAGCAAGCCGGCCCAGCCCGGCUGUCUGGUCCAGGACGUGCUGCUUAUCAGCGCCAAGACCGGCUACGGGGUGGAGGACAUGAUCUCGGCGCUGCAGCGCUCCUGGCGCUACCGGGGCGACGUCUACCUGGUGGGCUCCACCAAUGCCGGCAAGUCCACACUCUUCAAUACCCUCCUGCAGUCCGACUACUGCAUCGCCAAGGGCGCCGACGCCAUCGACCGGGCCACCAUCUCCACCUGGCCAGGAACAACUUUAAAUCUCCUGAAAUUUCCUAUUAGCAACCCUACUCCUUACAGAAUGUUUGAAAGGAAUAGGAGACUUAAAGAAGAAGCAACUAAAAGUGAAGAUGAUCUUAAUGAGCAAGAGCAAAAGCAUCUUAAUCAAAUGAAAAAGCAGGCUUAUUUAGUAGGAAGAGUUGGAAGAACAUUCUGUUCUCCAAAAAAUGAUGAAACCACUUUCGAAUUUGAUGCUGAUUCACUUGCUUUUGACAUGGAGAAUGAGCCUCAGAGAAUAACGCAUGAUGCUGCACCUGCCAGGCGCGUGGAAUUGACACCUCAAGAAGUGAAAGAUGCUCACUGGUUUUAUGAUACCCCUGGAAUUGUAAAAGAAAAUUGUGUCUUAAAUUAUCUGACCGAAAAGGAAGUAAAGAUUGUUUUGCCAGCACAUUCCAUUGUCCCAAGAACCUUUAUUUUGAAACCUGGAAUGGUUCUCUUUUUGGGUGCUCUGGGACGCUUAGAUUACCUACAGGGAAAUACAUCAGUGUGGUUUUCUGUUGUGGCAUCAAACUUACUUUCAAUCCACAUUACUGCCUUGGAGAAAGCAGAUACCAUCUAUCAGAAGCAUGCAGGUCAAGCAUUACUUCAGGUUCCAAUGGGUGGAGUUGAAAGAAUGGCAGAGUUCCCACCUCUGGUUUCUCAAGACAUUACAUUGGAAGGAAUUGGGAAACUUGAGGCAGUGGCUGAUAUCAAGUUUUCAACUGCUGGUUGGGUUGCAAUAACAUCGCUAUCAGAGGACAGACUCCAUCUUCGAGGCUACACACCUCAAGGAACAACUCUGACCAUUCGGCAGCCUCCUCUUUUGCCUCACAUUGUUGAUGUCAAGGGGGAACGAAUCAAGAAGAGUGUGGCCUAUAAAACUAAAAAGCCACUUUCCUUAGUGGAUAGACUGAAAUCAAGUAGAAAAAGAAAAUAAAGGAGAAAUUAAUAAAUGUAGAGUAUUGUUAUAAAUUAUAUUUACUACAAACACGAGUAUUGCUAUAAAUUACCAUUUUUUUCUAGGAAAAGAUCUGUAGCCUAUGUUUAUGCCAAUAAAAUUCAUUUUCUGUCAGGAA
Phascolarctos cinereus (koala) is the source of this 2873-nucleotide messenger RNA. It is a transcript of the gene NOA1, whose product is annotated as nitric oxide associated 1. Lineage: Eukaryota; Metazoa; Chordata; Mammalia; Diprotodontia; Phascolarctidae. Gene Ontology annotation, molecular function: GTP binding. The record is from RefSeq and is a predicted model, not a curated record.